Molecule: messenger RNA, 3899 nt
Organism: Vicugna pacos (alpaca)
Lineage: Eukaryota; Metazoa; Chordata; Mammalia; Artiodactyla; Camelidae
Source: RefSeq, a predicted model, not a curated record
UCGCCGGUGCCGCUUUGCUUGGGAGCACUCGAACUGGCGCCCGGAAGACGUGAUUUUCAAAGCUAACUAUGAAAACAUUUGUCAUUGGAAUCAGUGGUGUGACCAAUGGUGGGAAGACAACACUGGCCAAGAAUUUGCAGAAACGCCUCCCAAACUGCAGUGUCAUAUCUCAGGAUGAUUUCUUUAAGCCAGAGUCUGAGAUACGGACAGACGAAAAUGGAUUUCUGCAGUAUGAUGCCACCGCCCCCCACCUCAGUAUCGGUGAGGCCCAGCAGGCAGCUGAACAUCCACCCUUCCUGGACCUGCACACUACACCUAAACAGGGUGACUGCCUGCAAAAAAAGAAAAAAGGAUUAACUAGGAUCCAGAACCUCAUAAAAAUGGAGUUUCCUGUGUAUUUUGAUAGUACAAGGGUCUACGAGCCUCCAGAUGCCCCAGGAUACUUUGAUGGCCACGUGUGGCCGAUGUAUCUAAAGCACAGACAAGAAAUGGAGAACAUCUCGUGGGAAAUUAUUUACCUGGAUGGAACAAAAUCUGAGAAGGACCUCUUUUCACAAGUGUAUGAAGAUCUUAUACAAGAGCUAGCAAAGCAAAAGCGUCUGCAAGUAACAGCAUAAAUUUGGAAUGCCCUGAAUCCUUCCUGGAGUGAGUUAGGAAAUUCAAAGAAAUCUAUUCAAGAACCUUAACCAAGAUACAGUAUGUACUUUGGUACAGUGACAGCUCUUGUUUUGUUUGUUGAUCUGUUUAUUUGUUCUAUCACACAUGGUUUCCCUAACCUGUGGAACAGUGAAUAGCUAUCCAUGACAAUGGACAGGAAUUUGCCUUAAUGAGUUAUUCUCACUCCAAAAAGUGCAAAGAUAUGGCAUAGCUCAGAAACAGGCAUUAAUUUUGCUAGACCAAUGAUUGUCAGACUCUUCUGACUGGGACCCAGAAUAAGAAAUAAGAUGUAGAUCACAACCCAGUAUAUAUGUCAUCUAUCGAUGUAUGUGUUUGUGUGUAUGUGUCUAUAUGUGUGUAUAUGUAUGUGUCUGUAUGUGUUGCAUGUAUCAUAUCAAGUAUCAUAAAACAUUUACCUCACAUGCACUCUUGAUAUUUUUUAUUUCUAAUUUUUUUAAAAUAUUGGUUACCAUCCCAUACCAGUGCCCACCUCCUGCAAAUAAUGGCAUUACCAAGAAUAGCAGUUACAGUGAAUAAAUCAAACCAAUCACCCAGUAUCUUUUUAUAUGUGUUUUGCCCUUGUUACUGCUGUUAAUUUUUGUGUGUAUGUAUCUGAAACCGCUGAAUCACUUGUGUCACUAUGUUGAGACUUUGUUACAAAUAAGGGUUUCUUAUGUGUGCGUGUUUUAUUUUGUUUUUGUCAAACCCAUGGUCUAAAAUCACAGAAAUAAGUUGCAGUUACUUCAGUGAUAUGCAAUACAGGGGACCUUUCAUUGAAAAACACAAAUAGGAGAUCUGUAUAAUCAUAUAAUUUUUUGAGACUUCAUUCAAUGCUGGAAUUUUAAUUAUCUACUGUGCUGAUCAACUUGUUACUUAAUAAUAUGAUUAAACAGAUUGUUCACAACCCUUCUGGUCCUUACAAAUAUAAACUAAUGUUUCGUUAACUUUAAACAUUCUCUGUAGGCUCCUCUGAUCAGCUCUCAUUACUUCCAUAUUUCUAACUAGCUUGCACUCAGUGAUGAUUAGGGGGUUUUUUGGUCACACACACUACAAAAACAAACAAAAAAUGUGGACUCAACUAAUAGUUCACCUUUUUAAUAGCUAUAUGACUUGAUCAAACGAUUUUAAAGUAUUUCUUCUUUAUAAGGUGGGGAUAUCAAGAGUACUUAGUGUGGGUUUAUUGGAGAGUAAGGAUAAAGUUCUAAAUCCAUAACAUGGCCCCCAAGGAAUCCCCUGAUUUAGCUUCUGAGUGCCUCUCUACCCUCACUUCCCACUGCUGUUCAGCCACUGGAACCCUCUCCUCAGACCUACAGGACACUUCCUGCUCAUGGCAGGCACAUGUGCUGCUUCUGAUGCUUAGGGUAAACUUCUGCAACCCUUCCCUGCAACCAGUCUGCUAAUUCCUACUCCUCCUUCAGAUCACCCCUAAACUGCCUCUUCUCAGAGUAUUUCCCUCCUUGUCCCCCCAUAGGUACUCACCAAGCUCCCCUAUUUUUUCUUCAAAGCACUAAUCACAAUUGUAAUUAUACUGCCACUUACAGAAUCACUCAUUUAGUGGCUGUCUGUCCAGCUAGACUGUAAGAUCCUUGAAGGCAGACCCUACUUCUGUGACUUAGUUACAAACACACCCCUACUAAUUAAUUAGCACAGUGUCUGGCACAUAAUGAGCACAAUAAAUGUAAAUGUUGGGUACUUUUUAUAAAUUAUUACUACAUCAGGGAUGAGUUCACAUGCAAGAAAUGUGUCACUUGACUAAUUGUAGCUUAAACUCAUUGGGGUUUUGUUUUGUUUUGUUUUGUUUUGUUUUGUUUUUUACAUGACAAAGUCCAAGGCAUGUAGGCCAGGGUUUUUGCAUAGAGUUGUUGGAUUUAGGGGGAAAAAAACAAAAACAAAAUUCUAGGGUACACAGCUAAAUCAGCACUUUAGAUAAACUAUAAAUAACUUUUUAGUAUAAGUCAGUCCCAAAUAUUAGAUCUUUAAGACUGCUGGUUUUCUGAAAUUCAGCAAUUCAGAAGUGUCAUGAGAAAGCCAGGGACUUUCAUCCUUGACUAUCACCUGAGGUAUCACCAGGAGGUCACAGAGAGGCAGCAGAAGCAUCCCAGCAUAGUGUCGACUACCAAGGCAGACAGAUCAGUGUAGGGAGGCACAGACAGCCACACGCCUUCCAAAAGCACCCAUCAGUGGCCCCAACAGACUUCCCCAGAUGUCUCCAGGGCCAGAACUGACUCUCAUGGCCACUUCUCACUGCAGAGGAGGCUGGGAAAAGGAUGUUUUGAUAGAUUUGAACCAGUUACCAUUCAUUUCCUGGGAGAUGUUGCCAUGGGGGGGGGGAAGCUUUUAAGGAAGGAGGAGGAAAUAGGUAACCAACUCCAAGUGUCUGCCACAACCUUUUUAUGCAUAUCUCCCUGGCUAUGAUUUUUUUCAAGCUUAUAUUGAUGUAAUUCGUGUUAUCAGAAAAUUAGGAUUUUUUUUAGAAUAAAUCUAGAUAUGAUUUUUCAUAGUUUAUUUCCAAGAAUUUCUGAAAUACCCCCUUUUCCCCUUCUCCCCUACAUGGAGAGAAUUGAGUGUGAUUGAGAAACAUCACGCUUGACUUUUCUCCCGGUUUCAGCAUGUGAAAAUAGGGCAGAGAGAUACUCUUUAUCUUAAACGAACAAAUAAAAAACAAACAAACAAACAAAAGACUUUAACAGACAUUAAAAGUGGAAACAUUCAAACUGUUUUGGAAAGAAGUAAAUAUUUUUGCUCACUACUACCAGUGAGAAAUAAAUCAGGAAUUUGAAAUAAAAUACCAGUGCUUCAUAGCUGUGUGUGUGGUUGCACAUUUAGUUAGUCUUACCAAAGCAGUUAGAGAUAGUAUAUCUGUUUAGCAAAGCACAUGCUCUUUUUCUAUUGACAAGAAGCAAAUCUGAAGUCUUCACUUUCUCUGCAUGAGUAACCUCAAUCCCUUUAGGAUAAAUUUGCUUUAGGAAAGUUUCAUUGUGCUUGUGGUUAAACACAGAGGGAGUUUAGAAAAGGACCUCAUGCACAGACUGUUACACUAAAGGGGGAGACACAAACCUAACAAAUUGCCUUUUAAGGAUAUGCUUGUAGUACAUAGAGUCAUACAAUGUUGGAGCAGUAUUAGCUGGUUCGACACUCUAUUUCAGUGUAGAAAUUAAAACCAGAGCUGGUGACCUACCCAACCCCAUGUGGCUAGUUACUGGUGGGACCAGGGCCAGGCCACAAUUCCUAUACCACACAAA